CACAGAUCUGGGAUGUGGUUUUAUUGUGAAGGUUCCGGUCCCGGUGUUUGUUUGUCCCGGUCUCACGGGCUUCAGUGUCCUCAGGUGUCCUCAGGUGUCCAAAGGUCCACUCGGCUCGUGUCCCGGUACCGGAGCCGUGUGUCCCCCUCACUGUCCGGACUCAGCUCUCCGCGGGGCUCGGUUCUGCUUCUGUUUCACUCCAAAUGGCGACGACGCUGCGGGACAGAAGGUACACGACUGACGACUGCUAACGAAGCUAACGGAGCUAACGAAGCUAACGGGGCUAACGAAGCUAACGCGCUAUCUGGCGUCCAGCUUCACAUCAACACCCCUGCUGCUGUUAAACCAGGACUAAACCAGGACUGAACCAGGACUGAACCAGGUCUAAAGCAGGUCUAAAGCAGGACUAAAGCAGGACUAAAGCAGGACUAAAGCAGGACUAAAGCAGGACUAAAGCAGGACUAAAGCAGGACUAAAGCAGGACUGAACCAGGUCUAAAGCAGGACUGAACCAGGUCUAAAGCAGGACUGAACCAGGUCUAAGGCAGGACUGAACCAGGACUAAAGCAGGACUAAAGCGGGUUCUGGACUGAGUGGCAGAGCGGACCCGUGUGAUUGGUCAGGGUGGAGGCCGUGGAGGCGUCUCAUUGGAGGAGGCUGAUGGAGGGGGCGUGUCGUAUCCCUGUGGCGUGCUGUCGGCCGCGGAUCCUCGUCCUGCACGCGCUCUUCUGGGGACUGGUCUCACUCAGAGUGUUCGGGUCGGCGCUGCUCGGCGAGGAGAAGUCGACAGCAGUGAAACCUGUGGCCGCCCCCUGCUGGCAGCUGGAGGAGUUUACAGUGACCACGGCGUGUGUCCAGUGCAACGCCUUCGAGACGAGGUCGUGGCCCGUUUGUGCUCAGACCGGAUUCUACGAACGAGUGAACUGCACCAAAUCCAACAAAGACGAACUCAAGAGUUGCAGAUCUUCUCAGUUGGAGGAGCAGAGUUUCUGGCACUUCGAGGCGGCCAUGUUGUCUCUGACGGCGCUCUUCGGGGUUGUGGUGGUCACGCGUCAGAGAGCGCUCGACCGCCUGGCGUCAGAGAAGGUCCGGCGCCAGAUCGAGUCCAUCUGAGACCGGACCGGACCAGGACCGGACCAGGACCGGACCAGGACCGGACCAGGACCGGACCAGGACCGGACCAGGACCGGACUGAAGAAAGACACAGGAAAAUGGAGUCCACCAAACCCAGACAGAACCACAAACAUUUUAAAGUUGAUUUAAAGCGGGCGUCUUUAACUUUGAUUUAUUUAAAACCACUUUUUUAUUUGAGACUUUUAUGAUGUCAUUGCGCUGCUGCGCUGUGAUUGGCUCCUCAGAGAAACGCUCCGCUCUGAUUGGUUGACUGGACCGAACCUUUGUAGAGUUUUUGUUUUUUGAAAUAAAAUAAAUAAACUGAA
Messenger RNA from Boleophthalmus pectinirostris (great blue-spotted mudskipper), 1438 nucleotides. It is a transcript of the gene jtb, whose product is annotated as jumping translocation breakpoint. The transcript is spliced from 6 exons. Gene Ontology annotation, biological process: mitotic cytokinesis. Bases 660 to 1112 code for a protein of 150 amino acids. Gene Ontology annotation, cellular component: membrane; centrosome; spindle. NCBI's taxonomy places the organism in Eukaryota, Metazoa, Chordata, Actinopteri, Gobiiformes, Gobiidae. The record is from RefSeq and is a predicted model, not a curated record.